Wickerhamiella sorbophila is the source of this 2691-nucleotide messenger RNA. RefSeq names its product E3 ubiquitin-protein ligase MARCH6. Gene Ontology annotation, molecular function: zinc ion binding. The coding region runs from base 1 to 2691 and encodes 896 amino acids. The transcript has a single exon. Gene Ontology annotation, cellular component: endoplasmic reticulum membrane. Lineage: Eukaryota; Fungi; Ascomycota; Dipodascomycetes; Dipodascales; Trichomonascaceae. The record is from RefSeq and is a predicted model, not a curated record.
AUGGACGAAGUUUGUCGGAUUUGUCGCAGUGAGGCUACGGACGAUGAGCCACUCUAUCAUCCGUGCCGCUGCUCAGGCUCCAUCAAGUAUGUACACCAGGACUGUUUGCUUGAGUGGCUAAAGCACUCCUCCAAGGGCCAGUACUGCGAGCUGUGCCACACGAAAUACACGUUUACUAGCGUUUAUGAACCAGACAUGCCCGAAAAGCUGCCGGUAACCGCCCACAUUUAUCAUUUUCUUACGCUUGUGCGACGGGGCUCCCGGUACGCGUCGAUGCUCAUCUGGAUUCACAUUUGGUAUCUUACCCUGGCUAUUACUCUCAAAUACGAGCUUGAGUUCAGCACAAUUUACGGCAAUAACCUGCAUAGAGUUAUGCCCCACUAUAUCCUGCAGAUUUUCCUUUCUAAACUCGGAAGAGAGCCUGUGUUUGAGGCAGCUUGGCCGUACAGUCUGCUCCCUAACGAAAUUCAGCACGCAACGGUGCGUGGGACAUUUGCACUAAUUGCGUUGAUCUUUACUGCCCUUAUACUCAUUACAGUCAGUGCAUGGACUACUGAGGAUCCGUUUUUCCGUCACGAAAUUGAGCACCUCCAGGAUGGCGAGGUUGGCCCUAUGGAAGUUCCGGACUUGGCCGACAAUGUUGGCGAUGCUCCUGUACCACAGAAUGCUGCUGAGAACGACGAAGAUGAUAAUGGGCUGAUCUGGGGCCCUGCGCCGGCUGAUCCCGCCCAGGACGAUGGGCAAGAGGACUGGGACAAUGUGGACGAUUUGUUUGAGGCCGGCAACGACGAGGAUGAUGGAGAGGGUGUUUUGAGAGAAAUCUGGAUUAAUGCUGAGGCUUUUGUUGGUGCUCCAUGGGGUCAACAGAUUGUUGAAAUCGUGAGCACUGUCGUAAAGCUUAGCGUCAUGGUUGUUGCAUUUUAUGGGUGCCCCCAUGCUCUCGGACGACUCCACAUCCAUGCUGCGAUGUAUGUUCCUGCUUAUCUUCAGGCCCUGUGGAAUUUCGCCAGACGAGGACCCGUUGAUCUCGAGGCGUCCUUAUCCAGGGUUUUUCUCAUGCAGGUUCCUGAGGCUGUACCGUUUGAAAUCAUGGCUCUGGUUUUAGGGUACAUCGAUAUCGCAAUGGCAACUUACUUUAUCUAUCGACAAUUCUUCCAGGUCAUGCUUUCAGACGAGUCGUAUCGAGGAGUUCUUGUUUCGAUGGUUUACGUUUUGUCUACAAUGAAGGUCUUAUGCGUUGUGGUUGUUGAAAUGAUUUCCUUCCCUAUUUUCUGUGGAAUCAACUUCCAUAUUGCAAUUUUCCCUCUCGUUGAUGUUUCUUGGAGGGUCACUGUCGAAUACGUCAAAAGCCACCCUUACCAAGCUGCGGUCAGUUAUUGGGCGAGUGGUUUGCUGUACAUGUCUGUCUUAGCAGGAUUCUUGUCCGUUUGUCGAAAGUUCUUGCGACCGGGUGUUUUAUAUUUCGUGCAGGACCCCAGCGAUCCCCGAUAUCAACCGGUUAGAACUAUUUUGAUGAACGGUCUCAUUGACCACCUUCGCAAGGUUUUGCUUUCUGCCGUGAUGUACACCUUCUUGAUUGUGGGUGGCAUUGGAUCUGUCUGCACGUUUGUAAGGUUUAUCUUGCCCAUUCUGUAUCCUGUCAACCUGGGCUUUGAAUUUACCUGGGAUUUACUGCAGUUAUGGCCGUUUGCAGGGAUGCUUCUGAUCCAGUACCGUGAUGGUGCCUUCAGUAAAAAGCGCUGGGCCCGAAUCUUGAGAAUGGUGCUCCCUGUGUUUUUCCGCCGCAGUGCUGAUCUCGCUGGUAUUCGCCACUUUCUGUUUGCGGACGCGCCCAAACCACCGGCUGGUCAAGCUGGAAAGUUUGUACGGGCGCCUUCAAACGACUAUUUCAAGAUGCGUAAAAAUCUCGAGCUGUUUGUUCCUGUUACGCCUGAUGAUAAAAGAUUGGAUGGUGUUGAAGGGUUAUCAGAAAGAGAGUUGCAAAAAUACACCUUGGUGUGGCGCCCUUCUUAUUUCUGGGCCCGUAUUGCGUUUUUCAUGGUCUCUCUAUGGGCGAUGCUUGCUUGCUCAUCCUGUCUUUUAGUGUUCCUCCCUCUGUUUGUUGGCAGAAUGGUUAGCAACUACUUUUUAUCUUCGCCCGUCACCAACAGUAGUAUUUCUCUGCUGGUUGGGCAAGCUGUUAUGUGGGGUAUCUUUAAAUACCACCAGCAGUUCCUGCACCUCAAGACCCAGAUGGCCGCGGACCCUCUUUUGGCCUACCGGAUCCAUACCUACACACUUGUUCUCGGACUCUUUGCGGACCAGUGCUUAAACUUCCCUCAAAUUCUUCCCCCUGCUAUUCAGCGAGCCAUUGUUACCUCUCACGUUCCCGUCGCCAGCUAUGUCGUCUACGGAAUCCCUCUGUUGUUUUGGGAGCGAGCCAAUAUAGACCCCAUCACGAGGGAGCAGCUGCGCGGGCUGAUUGGCAGCUUAGCCAAGUUGUUGGUAGGACGCACUGCGUUCAUGCUGUUGCUCCCCCGGCGUUUGCAGCAGAUCCUCGCCGUCGAUGCCCGGGCAGGCUUCCUCUUGUUGGCUGUAUAUGCUGUUCUCAUGAGAUUCGGCGUCUUUGCAUACAUUUCCGAAUGGAACUCACGAGCCCGCGAAAGCUAUUAUUCUCGUGGCGUUCAGCUCAUCAAUCUACGUGAAAACUAA